UAUGUAACAUUCAAAACAGGAUAUCCAGAACAUUUCACGGAAGAAUUGUUGGAAUGUAUUCAUAUUCAUGUCGUGAGCGGACGCGUCAGCUUCAUGAUAAAUCAUGUUCAAAGGGAGACAACUUCAUUGACCCCCCUGCACGUCAAUCUUGCGACAAUGGCUGACUUAACUGGGAAAGGGCUGUUUUCUACCAAAACCGUAUGCAUUGUCGCCGGCGCCAGCAGAGGCAUCGGAAGAAGUAUCGCUGUCAACUUUGCAUCUAAAUUUCCGCCAGGAUCCCUAGUUAUAGCGUUAUCGAGGGAUGUGGAACAGCUGACAGUGACCAAGACUCUGUCAACGAAAGCAAGUCCCGCUGUUCUGAGCGUGACCCAUGUUUUUGACCAGGGGACGCUUGAUCAACAUAAAUACGAAACAUUAUUCAAAGACUCCCUCCAGGGGAGAUCAACAAGUGAGUUCCAGCAGGCAAUGAUCAUACACAAUGCUGGAUCUGUUGGAAGUGAGUUCUGUCGGAAUUUGACAGACGUGAACCAAGUAUCUCACUACCUCAAUGUGAAUGUGGCCGGACUUGUUGCACUGAAUGCUCAGUUUAUGCAAGUGUUUAAAGAUGUACCUUCUAAAGUGGUUGUCAACAUGUCAUCACUCUCUGCAGUGCAACCCAUGGCCAGCUGGGGACUUUAUUGUUCAGGCAAGGCUUUCCGUGACAUGUUCAUGAGGACACUUGCACUGGAGCAGCCUGACAUCAGGGUGCUGAACUAUGCCCCUGGUCCUGUUGACACCAAUAUGUUUCAUAAAGAGGGUAUCCAGGAGACAAAAGCUGAAGACCAUCUGGAAGCUUUAAGAGCCAUGAAGAAAAACCUCCUUGCCCCAGACACUACAGUAAACAGACUCAUCGCCAUAUUGGAGAAAAAUGUUUUUGAAAGUGGAGCUCAUAUUGAUUACUAUGAUGAACAGUGAUAAAACUUCCCCGUUGAAAGGGACAUUUCAAAGUGUUACAUUUUCGUCCAGAUGUAUGAUUGAAUUACAUAACAAGAGUUUCUCAAAGCAAAAGUGUUCUCAAAAGUUAAGAUGAUAUGAGCUGCAAUCAUAAUCAUCAUCAUAAAAACAUUUAUAUAGUGCCAGUUCCAGUCCAUAAGUACAACUCGAAAAUGAAAAGUUGGACACUGUAUGUUUUCUUUAAAAGGUAUGUCUUCUGUUUAGAUUUGAAAAUUUUCAGUUUGUUAAUAUUGUCCAGUGGAAGUUGAUUCCAGAGAGUGGGUCCUGCCACCUGAAACACCUGGCUAUGUCUCCUAAGGGGCAGGUGUAAACUGUGAAUAACAAGGGCCCUAAGACAGAUCCCUGCGGAACUCCAUAUGCAAGCUCCUUGGAGUCAGAUGAGUGGUCACCGAUUACGACAUGUUGGUAUCUUUCUGAUAGGUAUGAAUGAAUCCACUGAAGCACAGUCAUACCUACUCUUUCCUUCAGGGUGCUGAUGAGGAUGUCAUUGUCGAUCUAAAAGAAUUAGAAUUGCAGCACCAUUCUUGUCAAGUCCUUGAAGGAGGUCAUUCAGGUCACCAAGGCUGUUUCCAUACUAUGGUGUGUAUGGCAUGCAGACUGCAGUGAUGGGCAGUGAUGUGCUCUUUCAGUCUGUGUGCUACCAGUAUCACAUGUUCCAAAAGUUUGGAGACAAAAGGAAGAUUUGACACUGGCUGCUAAUAUUUCAAAAUUUCUGGGUUGAGGUUUGGUUUCUUCUGCAGUGGGGUGAUAACUGCCUCCAUAAAAGGCACAGGAACAUAUCAGUCAGACAGAGAUAAAUUGAUCAUGUGGGUCAGGAUGGGUACUCUCUGCAUAGACUGUAAUCGUACAACGUUCCUCUGGUGCAUGUUUAUCUACAAUACUUGUUGUGUUGCCAUUGUACAUAUCAUAAACAUCAGAAACAGAUAAACCGUCAUUGUCUGACAACUCUGGUACCAAAUCAGAAUUGAAUGUGUCAAUGGGAAUAUCUUUCCACUUUCUGCAAUGUAUUGUCUUACAUUCUGGCUUUGGUGAUUUUGUUUACUUCGUACAACACAGCAAAGUGAUCUGACUGUACAGAUUGAUCUAGUCUGAUGCUGUCCACAUUCACUUCAUCCUGGUGUGUGAUGCUGUCAUAUGCUGAACCAGACUAUGUGAGUGUAGCAGUCCUAGGAAUGACGCACCAUCUUUGUCUCACAAACCAACUGAUAGUUAAAAUCCCCACAGAGAAGUAUUUGUCAACAAAUAUUUUUAUCUACAAUAGUAGUAUGGACAUUGAGAGAAAGGACCACCCCACAUUAUGAAGUAUUUUCACCCCACUUCUGCUCCACAGCCCCCACUAAAAUAAUACUGGACAUUUUGUGUUUGUUGCAAUUGCACUAGGCAUAGAAAUUUGUUGAUGUGUUUUUUGCUGAUUGUGUGUAACAUCAAUAGGUAAAUGACGAUAUCUUGUUGGUAGGUAUGCAGCGAUCCCACUCUCUUUCAGCAGGAACCCACCGAUGAAAUUCAUCAACGAGUUGAUCAACGUAUUUGUCUGCCAUUGCUUUGCAUGUAAAUAAACA
Molecule: messenger RNA, 2552 nt
Organism: Haliotis rubra (blacklip abalone)
Lineage: Eukaryota; Metazoa; Mollusca; Gastropoda; Lepetellida; Haliotidae
Product: sepiapterin reductase-like
Exons: 4
Coding region: 94-954 (286 amino acids)
Biological process (GO): tetrahydrobiopterin biosynthetic process
Molecular function (GO): sepiapterin reductase (NADP+) activity
Source: RefSeq, a predicted model, not a curated record